AGUGCUGUCGUAAACAAACUGUCUGGAAUCAGCAGCGAGCAUAGUUUUCAUAGGCCAACCCUGUUUAACCAUGAAAGUUUGUCAUAACUUUCCUCUCGCUGUUCUAAACUGAUCAUUGGGAACUUUUAAAAAUGUCAUUUACAUCGAAGUCAGAGGCGACGACUUUCUCCUGUAUAAUCAUCUUUGCAUAGAGAGGGUGGAGGCUGUGCAACUUUGGGCGAGAUGGCUACUCUGAAAGAGUAUGCGCAGAGUUUUCGACAGUGGCUGAGGAUUGAGGUCUUCAGAGAGGCCGUGCGUCAGUACCCUGUCAUAUGUUUCCUUCUGAUGUUCAUGCUUCUGUCGACCAUUAUUCUGAAUAGGUACCUGCAUAUCCUGAUGAUAUUCUGGUCUUUUCUGGCGGGAGUCAUUACAUUCUACUGCUCCAUCAGUCCUGAGUACCUUCUGCCAAACAUUCUAUUCCACUUGAAACCAAAAGGCAAACCGAGUGAACAGCAGGAACUAUUUCCAUCUGGCCAUAGCUGCGCAGUUUGUGGGAAAAGGAAGUGCAAUCGUCACAGACCAACUCUUCUUCUGGAAAACUAUCAGCCAUGGCUGGACCUGAAAGUGUACUCAAAAGUAGACGCUUCCAUAUCUGAGGUUUUGGAGCUUAUUUUGGAGAAUUUUGUGUAUCCCUGGUACAGAGAUAUUACUGAUGAUGAAGCUUGUGUUGACGAGUUAAGGAUGAUGUUUCGAUUUUUUGGGGCUGUGAUUGUAAGGAGAGCUCAAAAGGUGGACUUUCCCUCGCUUUUCACUGGCAAAAUGGCAAAAGUAGCCAUGAAGCAUGUUGAAAUCAUGGCAAAAGCCUGGAACAAAGUAUCCCAGAACCCUGAGCAUCUGCAGCAGGCUGCCUUGGACGAGUACGGUCCAGAUUUGCAUAUAGCGCUGCGAAGCCGCAAAGAUGAGUUGAUCUAUCUCCGCAAACUGACAGACAUGCUGUUCCCUUACAUCGUCCCGCCCAAGGCCCCCGAGUGCAGAUCUCUUGCAUAUCUACUGAGAGAAGUGAUGACUGGAUCCGUUGUCCUCCCCACACUUGAUUUCAUGGCAGAUCCUGAUACAUUGAAUCAUAUGGUGCUCAUCUAUAUCGAUGACACUCCGCCUGAGGAAGCCCUGGAACCCCCGUCGGCUUUUGUUCCAUUUCUGCAGAAGUUUGCCACCCCUCGCAGCAAGAAGUCAUCUGUGUUGAAGCUGGAGCUGAAGGAGAUCCGUGAUCAGCAGGACCUGCUGUUUCGCUUCAUGAGCUUCCUGAAGGCAGAGGGCGCCGUCCACGUGCUGCAGUUCUGCCUCGCUGCUGAAGAGUUCAACGAUAAAAUCCUGUGCCCUGACCUGAACGAGGCGGAGAUGCAGCGGCUCCACGGGGAAGUGCAGAACAUCUACAAGACCUACUGCCUGGACGAGAGCAUCGACAAGAUCCGCUUCGACCCCUUCAUCGUGGAGGAAAUACGCAACAUUGCACAGGGCCCAUAUCAGGAGGUGGUGAAGCUGCAGACCAUGCGGUGUCUUUUUGAAGCCUACGAGCACGUCCUGUCUCUCCUGGAGAACGUCUUCACCCCCAUGUUCUGCCACAGCGACGAGUACUUCAGAUAUCUGCUGUGUGGAGCUGAAUCUCCUACCAGGAACACUCGUUUGAUCAGGAAUAGCAUGAAUUUCGAUGAGUACAGGAACACGUCCAAACGCGGAGAGUCCUUCGGGAUUAGCCGCAUCGGCAGCAGAAUCAAAGGGGUGUUCAGAAGUACGACCCUCGAGGGGGCUAUGCCACCCAACUACGGCAUGGUGGAUGGAAGUGAAGAUCAGGUGGAGGAGGCCACGGUGGUGGUGGAGGAUGACUCUCCGGCUGAGCUGGUGAGCACACCGGGCACCCUCCGCAACCUCUCGGCCUGGAUCAUCACCAUCCCGUACGUGGACUUCUUCGAGGACGAGAUCAAGAGAGAGAAGAUCCCGGUCUUCUGCAUCGCAGUGGAGCGCAACGACCGGAAGGAAGUGGGUCAUGAAAAGGAAACCUGGGUCGUGUACAGAAGAUAUCUGGAGUUCUACGUUCUUGAGUCGAAGCUCACAGAGUUUCAUGGUACCUUUGCAGAUACACAGCUCCCAUCGAAAAGGAUUAUCGGACCAAAGAAUUUUGAGUUUUUAUCUUCAAAGAGAGGAGAAUUUGAAGACUAUCUUCAGAAACUUCUGCAGCACCCGGAGCUAAGCAACAGCCAGCUGCUGGCUGACUUCCUGUCCCCGUACAGCGUGGAGUCGCAGUUUCUCGAUAAGAUGCUUCCUGAUGUCAAUCUUGGAAAAAUAUUCAAGUCUGUCCCAGGAAAACUAAUGAAAGAGAAAGGUCAGAAUUUGGAGCCGUUCAUCCAGUCCUUUUUCAACUCCUGUGAGUCUCCAAAGCCCAAGCCCAGCAAGCCGGAGCUCACCAUCGUCAGCCCCACAGCAGAAAACAAGAAGCUCUUCAAUGGUUUGUUCAAAAACAACGCCAACCUCUCGGAAAGUGCAGAGAAGAAGCACAAUCAGAAUUACUUCAUGGAAGUGAUGCCUUUGGAAGGAGUAUACGACUACAUGAUGUUUAUGGGCCGUCUGGUGUUCCGCAUACCGGACUGGCUCCACCAUGCGCUGUGCGGUGGCCGUAUCCUGCUGAAGCGGACCCUGGAGGCCUACAUGGACCACUACCUGCAGUCCAAACUGGACCAGCAGCUACAGGAGCACCGCAUGGUGUCCCUCGUCACACUACUUCGAGAUUCAGUGUUCUGUGAAACUGUGGAAGUGCGCUCUAUGGAGGACAAGCAGAAGAGGGCCAAGCAGGCGUUCGAGGAGAUGAUGAACUACAUCCCAGAUGCGGUGGUCAAGUGUAUUGGAGAGGAGGCGCGCUACGAGGGCGUGCGUCUCCUGUUCGAGAUGCUGCAGCAGCCCCUUCUGAACAAACAGAUGACCUACGUCCUGCUGGAUCUGGCGGUGCAAGAGCUCUUCCCCGAACUCCAAAAGACCCAGAAGGAUAACCUGAAUGUCAGUCCAAAGCUCUGAAGGCUUUCAGCGGAGGUCAUGCACCACACCACACCAGAACCCCACGGAGGAAGGCUUUCCUGACGAUGCAAGCUUCAAAGCAUUCCAGUGUACAAAAGAUAUAUUGAUAUGAAUAAUAAAGAGAAUAUAUUUAUUAGA
Molecule: messenger RNA, 3183 nt
Organism: Engraulis encrasicolus (European anchovy)
Lineage: Eukaryota; Metazoa; Chordata; Actinopteri; Clupeiformes; Engraulidae
Product: sorting nexin-14-like
Exons: 30
Coding region: 223-3045 (940 amino acids)
Biological process (GO): autophagosome maturation
Cellular component (GO): late endosome
Molecular function (GO): phosphatidylinositol-3,5-bisphosphate binding
Source: RefSeq, a predicted model, not a curated record